Paramecium octaurelia is the source of this 1683-nucleotide messenger RNA. NCBI's taxonomy places the organism in Eukaryota, Ciliophora, Oligohymenophorea, Peniculida, Parameciidae. The record is from the annotation of a GenBank genome assembly.
AUGAAAACGUUUAUAAUUUUCACCAUAAUAGAGAUCUUGUGUAAGGCUAGGGAGAUGUUUGUGAAUAGAAAUGAAUUAAACACAAUUGAUACAUUCCAAGAAUUUGGUGUUAUUUUGGAUGCCAAUAUUACAAAUCAAUCAUCAAAUGCUCACUUCUGUUAAAUAGUCAAACAAAAACUUACUAACUUGAUGUAGACUGAAAUACAAUUGGCUCCACUUGUAAAUGAAAAGGAUUUCAACAAAUCCUUUAUAAAUGGUUCUUUGAAAUUAGAAACUAAUUAUUACUAUAUUGUAUCUAUGGUUCCAUUUCAAAAAGGGGCUGUAAUCUUAUUUAGUGAUGGGCGUCUUACGUAUAUACAAGAAAUCAACGGAAAAAUUAUCAAAAUGGAAUCAACUGAAAGGAUACAAAUCGACCCAAUUUAGUUAAUAGAUCCUAUUCGCAUGUUCUAUUUCUCAUCAAUUUAGAAAAUUGCCAUUAUACUUAAAAAGUUAUUCGUAUACGUGUAAGUAAAUCAGAACGAAACCAAUAUAUUCGGCAAGUAUACGAAUUAAACUGAUAAUAAAACCAUAACUACCAAUAAUAUAGAGUUUGUUGAUGAAUAUUUAUUCAUAUUGGAAUAGAAAGAAUUCAUCAUCUAUUCUUGUAAUUCAGAAGGUUUAUAACAAAUUUUUAGUAAAAAACUAGAAUUGAAUUUUAUUGACAUGAAAGUUCAGCAAUAAAAUGACGUUUAUCGCAUCUUCUUUUUGCAUAUAUUAUCUGGUGUAGAAAUCUUUGUUUACGACCCUAUUUUAUUUUAAUUCAAAGAAAUCUCAUCCAAUGAUAUCAUACCAAUAAAAGGAUUUUAAAUUGGAUUGUAUCAUCAUAUCUUAAUGAUUGUUGAUGAAAAUCAUAAUGAAUCUAUUAUUUAUGAAUUACAUUCUUCAAACUCAACUAAUAAAUGGACUUUGUAUAAUAAAUAUCAGUUAAACAACAAAGUUUAUGAUAUCAAGUUUACAGACAAUUAUGCAAUCUUCCUCGGAAAGAAUAGCCAUGACAUUCUUUAUCACUCUCUACCAAUCAUAGAUUAUAAAAUACACAAUCAAAUUAUCAUUCCUGGCCUAUAAUAAAUCCAUCUCAUUGAUUAAACAGAACCUCAGAAUAAGAAAUUCAUAGGUAUUACAAAGCAUACUUAUUUCGUUACCAAUUUUAGUAUAGCUCAUCAAAGGAUUGAUUGCCAAUACUAAGAAGACCCAGGUCCAAUUUAAUUCUCCUACUAUUAAAAUUCUACACAAUGUGCUAAAUUGCCUUAGUAGUAAGAAGGUCAAUUAUGCCUUUACAUCUCAAAUUACACAGUUUAUUAUAAAUAUCCUAUCCUUACUACAGAACAUUACAUAUACAUAUCAAUAGUUGGGUUUUUGUUUGCUUUUGUGUGUGCUAUUUUAAUAGUAUUAUUCUUAAAUGAAUAUUUUAAAUACACAGGACUUAUUAUAAAUAAAAAACAAUAGAAUAUUCAAAUACAAGGAUUCCUUAAUACUCCUAAUAGUUCGAGUUCCGUUAUUAGUUAUGUUCCUAGUCCAUAAAAUGAGAAUUCUAGCAAUCAACACACAUUUUCAUAAAGUCCACUUUCUCCAAUAAAUUAACUAUCCUUAGAUCAAAGUAAAUUUCAAAAUAAAGAUGAAGAGUAAUAAAGUUUUGGAUAAUGA